AUGAGACUAGGAAGAGAGGGUAACGAAGGAGCCACCAUUGCUCAUCCGCCGACUGAUCCUCACCUAGCGGCAUCGAAUUCCGAUCAUGAUCGAGUUCUGUCGGCAAUGCCCCAAGACAAUAGCGGUCUGGUUGGCAUCAGUGGCAACUCCUCCGGUUCGACCGGGAAGGGCAUUCUGAUUGGCGUCCUGUCCGCUUUUGGCUCAGCAGCCGUUGCAGUCCUUGUUCUCGCGGUCUUCUUUUUCUUCAAGUACACUCAGCGCGGUAGGAUCAUACUCGAUCGCAUCGGCCGACCCGGUGAGUUCGACGAUGAACAGGCGUUCUUGCGCGAGGAAGCGGAGGCUCUGGAAACCAUGGAUGAUUUGUCGCGGUCGGAAUACUUGCGAGCAAAAGCGUUUAUCGAGGCCAACCCACCCGAGUCUACGCAAACCGACAUCUCGCUGUCUCAGUUCCUCGCGAUCCAAGAAAAAGGAGUAUCGGCCUGGGAGUUUCAACCCGAACUAGAGAUCGCCAACUGCUUUGUCGAGGGUAGGACUGAGAUUGAGUUCUAUGAUUCAGAAUGCAGUGUCCAGACCAACCUGCCGGUUCCGAAACAGAAUGACGUAUAUUACUGGGAGGCUAAGAUCUAUGAUAAGCCGGAGAACACCCUCAUCAGUAUUGGCAUGACCACGAAACCGUACCCUCUGUUCAAAUUACCAGGGUAUCACAAAUCCUCGGUCGCAUAUCAGUCAACAGGUCACAGGAGAUACAAUCAGCCUUUCGCUCCAACGCCUUAUGGUCCCCCGCUUCUCCAAGGCGACGUUAUUGGUGUUGGGUAUCGACCGCGCUCAGGCACGAUUUUCUUCACUCGCAACGGCAAGAAGCUAGAAGAUGUGGCGCACGGACAAAAAUCCCAAAACUUCUUCCCGACGGUUGGGGCCAACGGACCCUGCACCGUGCAUGUGAACUUUGGCCAGAUGGGUUUCGUUUUUAUCGAAGCGAAUGUCAAAAAAUGGGGUCUAGCUCCGAUGACCGGCAGCCUGGCGCCGCCGCCUCCUUAUGGGAGCGAACAGGGCAGCAUCCUUCUCGAAUCUGGUCGAGAAAGUGCUGCGCAGAUAUCACAGCGAGUAUACCAAGACGCCAAUAAUGCACGAACCAGCUCUACCCUCAGGUUCGGUCCAUCCGUUAGCCCGGGUCCCGUGCGUUCUCCGACCGAUAUCUCUCUCGCCCAACUCGCUCACAUACCCUCCCACGAAGAUGUUGGUGAAGGCUCAAGUCGUACCAAUGCUGGAGACACUGAGCAGGCACCCUUGUUGAACACGGACGAUCUCGAUCAGGUUCCACCUCCGGAGUACUCGAGCCCAGAUGGCAGCCGAAGAGGUGGCGAUGAUAUCCCUUUCGAGGAUCAGCCUCCGAUACCAAGCUACGAUGCUGCGGUCGGCAACCGUAAUGAUCACGAUCCUUACACGGAUGAAGGUCAUUGA
Molecule: messenger RNA, 1461 nt
Organism: Aspergillus brunneoviolaceus CBS 621.78
Lineage: Eukaryota; Fungi; Ascomycota; Eurotiomycetes; Eurotiales; Aspergillaceae
Product: SSH4 family protein
Exons: 4
Coding region: 1-1461 (486 amino acids)
Molecular function (GO): protein binding
Source: RefSeq, a predicted model, not a curated record